AUGGCCGCCGCCGAGUCUCCCCUGGAAGCACCGGAGAGGGGUCUCCUGGAAGGUCAGGCAGAUGCCACCUACGGCUCGACCCCGACGCCUGAGGCUCCGGGAGACCAGUCCGGUGACGCCACCGGACCACGGCUCUCCCCAGAGGAGGUUCUCAACGAAGUGAUGCGCAACGCCGACGAAUAUGCGAAGAUCCUCUUGAAUGCAUUCCUGAAGGGCGUAGCUCCCCUUCUUGCAGAAGCCCUGGGUACCUUUGCUCUUGUCUUCACGGUGGGAUGUGUCGUCACUUCUCCCACCCCAUCUCCCUGGUCUGCGACGUCCAUCUCCUCGGUCCUGAUGGUGAUGGUCUAUGCCACAGGUCCGAUUUCGGGUGGGCAUCUUAACCCAGCAGUGACAUUUGCAAUGGCCCUGGUCGGGAAGAAGUCCUUCGGCGGAGUGAUGAUCUACUGGCUCUUCCAGUUCAUGGGGGCUUUCAUGGCUGCUGCCGUCUACAAGAUCGUCUGCGCACCUCACCUGGCGGUGGUGGCACCUGUGCCACCCUUCAGUGCUGGCUACGCGGCCGGUGGGGAGAUGCUUUACACGGCAAUGCUGGUCUUCGUUGUGCUUUGCUGUGCGGUGGCCAAGAAGAACACACCAAAUCAGUUCUACGGCCUCGCCAUCGGCUUUGUCGUCCUGGCCGGUGGCCAUGCCAUCGGGCGCAUCUCGGGCGCUGCGCUGAACCCGGCGGUCUCCGUGGCUCUGGGCCUUGGCAGCGGCAAGGACCCGCAUUGGGCCCUGGUUUGGUUUGCGGCCGAGCUCUUUGGCGCCGCUUUGGCAGCUGGAGUCUACCGUAUACUUCGGCCGGAGGAGUUCGGAAAGCCGGAAGCCGGUAAUGGACCAGACCUGAAGACGCGCUGCCUGGCUGAAGCAUUCGGGACCUUCAUGUUGGUGGUGACGGUUGGCCUGAACAUCGUGAGUGGCUCCCGUGCCACGGCAUACUCGGCCGCGGCUGCCCUUAUGUGCAUGAUCUACUCCCUCGGAAGUGUGUCUGGCGCCCACUUCAAUCCAGCGGUCACUCUCGCAGUGCUGGCGGGUGGCCGUGAGAGAAUUUCGCGACGGGACGCAGGAGCUUACAUCGUGGCUCAAGUUGUUGGUGGGCUGCUUGCAGGAUUGGUUUACGCCGCUUACCACCUUGGCUCAGCAGUUGCUGACAAGUCUAUCAAAUUGGUUCCGGGAAGGGAUUUCGAUCUGGCACAGGCAUCCAUUGCGGAACUGAUCACCACCAUGUUUCUCGGUUAUGUUGUCCUUUGCGUCGCGACUGUGAGGGAGCCCUACACCAAAGACCUCUUCGGGCUCGUCGUUGCCGCAGCCGUCACAGGUGGCAGCUUUGCCGUCGGUGCCGUCUCCGGCGGUGAGCUGAAUCCGUCCGUGACCCUGGGCCUCAUGAUCGGAAAUGUGGUGAACCCUGGAAAGGGGGGCAUCGGUCCUGUUGGAAGCUGGCUGGCCUUGAUCUUUUCUGAGCUUGCAGGUGGGCUCAUGGCAGCUGGUCUCUUCCGACUUACGCACCGCAAGGAGUUCCUCGAAGAAGCAGGAGGCGAUGGCAAGGAUCAUGCCACGAAAGGCUUGGAAAAGGACGACACCGAGGAGACCAAGGAUGUGGAAGACUUGGUGCGCAUGGAUUGGCAGAAAGACUACCAGGCGCAGACGCUGAAACUCGCGAUUUCCGGCGCACAGGUCGACUGCCAGCUUCCCGGGCGCACCGACGGUGAGGCCGCCCACCGGGGCGAUGCUACGCUGGGGAGGCAACUGGAGGAGUGCCCUGCUGUGGUUGUGGCCAACCGAGGAGAGGGUGACAAGGCCUUCUUAGUCCUGGAGCUGAAGCGCAGUAACUCAUCUUCUGGAGACUAUCUUCUCCCCUUUGUGAAGGUCGCGAUGGAUUCCAUCGAUUUGACAAUUGACGAUGCCUGGCUCGAUCCCCUGCAGUCCUGGGCGGAUCAACUUCGCAGCGGCGCAUCCCUUCGCCGAGGUUUUCGCUUUGCCGACAUUUCAAGCGUGGCGGGACAGUCGGUGCUGGAAGGUUACCAGCCGCCUCCGCUUCCGGCGGUCAUCCAAGUGGACAACUUCUUCAUUUCCAAGGUCGAUCUCACUGUAUGGUGCGCGCUGAAGCUACGCACGGUGCGGUUCCUGCCGCAGUGGAUUCGCACGGCCAUCCGCAUGCUUUCUUUCUCGGGUCAGCUGACCCUCGACGGAGUCGACCUGAAGCUUCCGGAGCGCAACAUCCCGCCGCACCGUGGCUCUCUGCACGACUUCCUUCGUGGCCUUGGCGCGAUGUACGCAAUGAAUCUCCUCAGCCACAUGGGCGAACUGCUGGGCAAGAGCUCCGUACUGAAUCUUCCACGGGUUCCCCUUCGUAUUCUCAUGACGAGUGGCAGCUACGUGACGGAUUCCUUCUCUCAGAUGACUGGCGAGGCGGCCUCCCUCCUGAGCACACUGACUUUGGACGAGGAGUACAUCGCACGCCAGAGACAGAUCCGGAAUGCCAAGCAGAUCGAGAGCAUUCAGGAUGGUCUUGCCGAAGCCGGGAAAUCCCUGCAGCAGGGAAUCGACGGCCUUGCAGACAUCGUGCGCGAGCCAAUGAGGGGUGCUGAGCAAGAUGGCGUUGCAGGCUUCUUCACAGGCCUGGGACGUGGUUUGGUAGGCUCCUGCGUGAAACCGGUCUCCAACGUGGGCCUCGCGAUCCGUGACGUGGGUUCAGGCAUUGCCAACACCAUAAACCCGGACUCCAACGCCACGAAGCGGCGGCGCCGCCGCUUUCGGGCGAGGCAGCCCCGGUUGCUCUUCGGAAAGCUGGGCGUGGUGCGUCCCUGGUGUGAGCUUGAGGCGCAACUCAACAAGCAAAUCGGAGAGCUUCUCGUGUACGGCAUCGAGGAGGUAAUACCUCUCACGGCUGGUCCGAAGAAGCAGCUGCUGCUUUGCCUCUAUCCGGAGCGGAUGAUGAUCGUCGAGCUCAGGUUUGGCGAUCCGCGUGGCGGCCAUGAGGCUACGAAUUGGCAGUGUGGACUAACAGCUGACUGA
Molecule: messenger RNA, 3051 nt
Organism: Symbiodinium sp. CCMP2592
Lineage: Eukaryota; Dinophyceae; Suessiales; Symbiodiniaceae
Source: the annotation of a GenBank genome assembly